Anthonomus grandis grandis is the source of this 974-nucleotide messenger RNA. RefSeq lists its product as uncharacterized. NCBI's taxonomy places the organism in Eukaryota, Metazoa, Arthropoda, Insecta, Coleoptera, Curculionidae. The transcript is spliced from 2 exons. The record is from RefSeq and is a predicted model, not a curated record. The coding region runs from base 10 to 639 and encodes 209 amino acids.
GUUGCUGAUAUGCUUAUAAACGAGCUUGAAAUGCAGAAAAAAGAGAUAAAAAAGAAAAAACGAAAGAUUUGGACUCGUAAUUGGAUACGUAAACGUCAGGCGCUUGGAGCUUCCUCCAAUUUCCUUACAGAAGUGGCGGGUGAGGAUAAAGCCACAUUCAAAAACCAUCUGAGAACAACUGCAGAACAGUUUGAGCAACUAUUGGAAAGUGUAAAACCAGAAAUUCAAAAAGUUGAUACAAGUAUGAGAGCUGCAUUACCUGCAAGAUUGAAACUACAAAUAACCCUUCGUUACUUGGCAAGUGGAUGUUGUUUUCGUACGCUAGAAUGUUUGUAUAGAGUUCCCAAAUCUUCAAUAUCCAAGUUUUUACCUGCAGUACUUGAAGCAAUUUAUGAAUCAUUGGAGAUGUAUAUUCAGGUACCAAAAACUAACGCUGAGUGGAAUAUCAUAGCGAGAGGGUUUGACGAGCGCUGGAACUUUCCAGGAUGCUGUGGAGCUAUAGACGGGAAACACGUCAACAUUCAGCAACCACAGGGUAGUGGAAUCGAUUUUUCUAACUAUAAGGGCUUUUUUGGCACCGUCCUUAUGGCACUUGUUGAUAGUGAUUACAGUUUCAUUUUUAUAGAUGUUAGGAGUUGAGGGAAUUGUUAGGAGGGAAGAAUGAAUGACAGUACAAUUUUUAACCAAUCUACAUUAAAAGCCUCCAUAGAGGAUAAUUCGCUUAAUUUUCCAAAUUGGGGUGUAAUUCUGGGCGACGAGCGGUUUGCUAUUAAAGAAUAUCUUAUGAAGCCAUAUUCUCGAAAAAUGCCUUUAAAAGCCGAAGAAAAGAUUUUCAAUUACCGGCUCUCUCGGGCUAGACGAGUAUUUGAGAAUGCAUUUGGAAUACUGGCAAUGAGAUUUCGAAUCUAUCGUAGCCCUAUUUACUUGUGUCCCGAAAGGGUAGACAAAAUUGUGAAAGCAACGUGCGCGCUCCA